Molecule: messenger RNA, 1774 nt
Organism: Pogonomyrmex barbatus (red harvester ant)
Lineage: Eukaryota; Metazoa; Arthropoda; Insecta; Hymenoptera; Formicidae
Product: protein Cryzl2-like
Cellular component (GO): mitochondrion
Molecular function (GO): oxidoreductase activity
Source: RefSeq, a predicted model, not a curated record
CACGGUGCGACGUAUGCGUGUCCAAAGGAUGAGUACUCGUCCCUGAAGACGGUUCCAGAAAGAUCGGGAUCACAUCAGGCCUCAGGAUCGCUCAUGAGUGCCUAAUCGGCCGCCCUUUGUUAAUCCCCCGGAGGAUAAAAACAUUUGCCGCUUCAGCGGCUUUGAAAGAAAGUGGGACUGCCGGCCGAUCAGGAGUGCACGAGAAGACGGAGGCAAUCUGAUGAAAUGCGCGAAGACGGCGUUAUGGGUUCCUUCACUUAGCUAUGGCACCCGGCAAGACGAAUGCUUAUUCGUCAUUUUCACGUGGACCAAGCGCAGGUUCGCGUGGACGUGCACUUCUGCGGGCUCACCGGCGGCGACGUGCUUUUCUGGCGCGGCGAGCAUCGCAGAACCCCGGAGCCGGCCAUGAUCCUCGGUUACGAAGUGUCGGGCACGAUCCUGGAAAUGGGCAGAGUGGCACACGAGCGGACAGGAUGUCAGAUGGGCGAGGAAGUCGUCGUGCACAACUAUCCCGUCUGCGGCGGCCUGGCGGAGAGCUGCCUGGCUCAUUACAGAGUACGGAACCCUUUUUACCCCCCCGAAGCGACGAGGAAAACGUCUUAAUUUGCAGCCUCGGAUACACAUUUGACGCGAUGGCUGGUAAUUUGCAAAUACCACGCCGUCGGUUUGCGUCGACUUUCUUUGAAUGCGGCCGCGUCGCAUUCCGUCGGGGCCGAUGCCGCUGAGAGAAUAAUCGAGUCGGGUAAAUGUUAGGACGUGUUUAGAUUAAUGGGACGGGUGUCCCUGAAAAAUGCGACGGCCGUCACGGAUGAUUAUUUCUCGGCGUUACUGGCGAUGGGCCGCCGAGCUCGUGUCCAAAGAGACGAGUGCCUCCUCGUAAACGCGAAACACUCGCGUUCUGCUCUCGCCGUCAUCGAUCUUGCCACCGGAGUGUUUGGAGCGAAGCCAAUAGCUAUAUGCGAUGAUGCAAAACGAGCCAAAUUAUGUGCGGAUCUCGGCGCGACCGUGAUAUGCGUCGAUAGAUACGAACGUUGCCUGCCAUACAAGUUGAAAAAAAUCGGCGGCAAGGAAGAAGUACGCGUGAUAAUCGAGACCGAAGGCGAGUCAUGUCUCUGGAACUCUGUCAAAUGCUUGGACCCUGAUGGUUUGAUCGCUCUCAUUGGUGAUGCGCGAAACAAACGAUCUUCCGAGUCUUUUCUCAUGCCGAUAAAUUACACGAUAUUUGUAGUUGCCGCGGAAUAUUACAAAGUUGCUGACACAUUGAUAUACAGGGAGACCAUGCAGCACGUGUUGGAUUACAAAUCGGAAUGUGUAAUUCGUCCUCGAAUCUCCGCGAUUUUUGGUUUACAUCGCAUUAACGAUGCAUUCGAUUAUUACGCAACCGUGCCGAGUGGGAAAGUGUUGAUUGAUAUGAAAAAUCGCGAUCGAUUCACUUUGUAUGAUAAACCUUAAAAAUAUUAGAUUCUAUCAGUUAAUUUUGUACAAUUUGCGCAUUUGAAUUAUUUCUUUUAGCCUUUAGUUAUUUGCCAAGAUGGCGUUAAUAUACAAUACAUUUCUUGAAUUACGUUUUUAUUUCAAGAAUAAUUUUUUGAAUUGUUAUUAGCAAGUUUAUACCUAAUUUAAUAAGCAGCGCAAAUUAAAAUUAAAUUUUUAUAUUCUUGUAUCCAAAACUAUGGUUUUUUUAUCCUGAUAAUUAUACGUUUUCAAAGUUUUCUUCAAAAUAAUUUUUCAUAAAUUCUUCACAUUGCUUUAUCAAAUAAUAUCGUAAUUAUUU